CCUCGGCGGCUCCUGCGUGCCCCGGCCCUGCUGCCUCCCCCGGGGGCUGCCACCGCCCAGCGCCAUGAAGGUUUGGGGACAUAAGAUCGAAAUGCUAACAGGAUUGCUGUUGCAGGAAGUGACCAUGGCCGGCCUGCAUGAGCAGCGAUUCACGGAAGAGAAGCCGCUGCUUCGUGGACAGGACACAGAAUUGGAGAAUUCGGAUACUUUCCUGUCUGCAGUGGACACUGACUGGAAGGAACACGACAUUGAGACGCCAUAUGGGCUGCUGCAUGUGGUCAUUCGGGGGUCUCCAAAGGGAAAUCGCCCAGCCCUCCUGACGUACCACGAUGUGGGACUCAAUCACAAGCUUUGUUUCAACACGUUCUUCAACUUUGAGGAUAUGCAGGAGAUCACCAAGCACUUUGUGGUGUGCCAUGUGGACGCUCCGGGGCAGCAGGCCGGGGCCUCGCAGUUCCCUCAGGGGUACCAGUACCCUUCCAUGGACCAGUUGGCUGCCAUGCUGCCCAGUGUGGUCCAGCACUUUGGGUUCAAGUACGUGAUUGGAAUUGGAGUGGGAGCAGGUGCCUACGUCCUCGCUAAAUUUGAGCUCAUCUUCCCAGAUCUGGUUGAAGGUCUUGUUUUGAUCAACGUUGACCCAAAUGGCAAAGGAUGGAUCGACUGGGCAGCCACCAAGCUCUCUGGCCUGACCAGCACUUUACCCGACACGGUGCUGUCUCACCUGUUCAGCCAGGAGGAGCUAGUGAGCAACACUGAGCUGGUGCAAAGCUACCGGCAGCAGAUUGGGAGUAUGGUGAACCAGUUCAACUUGCAGCUCUUCUGGAACAUGUACAACAGUCGCAGAGACCUGGACAUCAACCGGCCUGGGAGUGUCCCAAAUGCCAAAACGCUCCGCUGCCCGGUUAUGCUGGUGGUGGGCGACAAUGCCCCUGCUGAGGACGGUGUGGUUGAAUGCAACUCCAAGCUGGAUCCAACCACCACCACUUUCUUGAAGAUGGCUGAUUCUGGUGGGCUCCCCCAAGUCACACAGCCUGGAAAACUGACAGAAGCUUUCAAGUACUUCCUGCAAGGCAUGGGCUACAUUGCAUACCUGAAGGAUCGAAGGCUGAGUGGAGGAUCAGUGCCCUCGGCCAGCAUGACGCGCCUGGCCCGCUCCCGCACAGCCUCGCUCACCAGCGCCAGCUCCGUCGAAGGCAGCCGCCCAAGGGCCUGCACCCACUCGGAAAGCAGCGAGGCCAUGGGGCAGGUCAACCACACCAUGGAGGUGUCCUGCUGAGGACCUCCACCACCCUCCACCGCCCUCCUCCUCCUCCUCCUCGCCAUCUUCUUCACGGGAGACCUUGAGUGUCCAUGCAUCGAGUUGCUCUCCAGCUGGCCCCGUCCUCUGCAGCUUCCUGUGGCUUCGAUUGUUUUGCUGUCUUUCUUUUCCUUUCACGUUGUGGAAUAUAAAGUUGAGGGGAGGCACGGGGGAAGCGGCAGCUGAAUGCAGCGGGCCACCUUCACAUCCAGGCCUAGGAGCUGUUUCAGACCAGCCCUGCCCCCUCGUGGCCCGUCUGUCACUCAGAACCCGACCCAUUUGGGGCUG
Messenger RNA from Elgaria multicarinata webbii, 1585 nucleotides. RefSeq names its product NDRG family member 4 (gene NDRG4). NCBI's taxonomy places the organism in Eukaryota, Metazoa, Chordata, Lepidosauria, Squamata, Anguidae. The record is from RefSeq and is a predicted model, not a curated record. Bases 65 to 1276 code for a protein of 403 amino acids. Gene Ontology annotation, cellular component: cytoplasm. Gene Ontology annotation, biological process: positive regulation of ERK1 and ERK2 cascade; signal transduction. The transcript is spliced from 17 exons.